Molecule: messenger RNA, 1666 nt
Organism: Pyrus x bretschneideri (Chinese white pear)
Lineage: Eukaryota; Viridiplantae; Streptophyta; Magnoliopsida; Rosales; Rosaceae
Product: serine/threonine-protein kinase BLUS1-like
Exons: 1
Coding region: 104-1651 (515 amino acids)
Biological process (GO): protein phosphorylation
Molecular function (GO): ATP binding; protein serine/threonine kinase activator activity; protein kinase activity
Source: RefSeq, a predicted model, not a curated record
AAAGCAUCGACCUUUCACAAGAAUUAGUUCAGCAGAAACCCUAUUUCCCAGAAAUCCAAACAACCCACUUCCAUUCUUCAAGAUUUCGUCUUUGUCUUCUCCAAUGGCGACUUCUUCGUCUUCUUCCUCCAACCAAGAUAGCCAACAAAAGGUCCAAUUCCCGUUGGACUCCGCCGCGUACGAAAACCUCCAAGAAAUCGGAUCUGGCGACAAGGUCGUCGUCUUCAAGGCCGUCUGCGUCCCCAUGAACUCUGCAAUCGUUGCAAUCAAGUCCGUCGACCUCAAUCAAUCCACGGCCGAUUUCGAGAGUAAGCUACGCGACACCAAGAAUCUGUCUCUUUCCCACCUCAACAUUCUCGGCGACAACUGCUCCUUCACCACCACCGACCUCACCACCGCCGAGCGCCGUCUUUGGGUGGUCAUGCCGUUUAUGACCUUCGGUUCUCUGCAAUCCGUAAUAAUCGCCCCCUCUGCUUUCCCGAAAGGAUUACCAGAGCCCUGCAUUGCAGUCGUCCUGAAAGAGACGCUAAACGCCAUGUCGUAUCUCCAUGGCCACGGAUGCUUCCACGGCGACAUCAAGCCUGGAAACAUCUUGGUUGACUCUGAUGGGUCCGUUAAGCUCGCACAUUUCGGGGUCUCUGCUUCUUUCUACGACGCUGAUUUUUCAACUGGGGCAAACGAUACUUCUGCAAGGCCGUACUGGGUGGCGCCCGGCGGAGGUGGGUGCAAGGCGGAUAUCUGGGCAUUUGGGAUCACGGCGCUGGAAUUGGCUCUGGGCGGCCCUCCCCUGUCUGGCUUGCCGCUGUUAUCAGGGAAUCAAAUUCUGAAGAUCAAGAACAGGUUUCGGCUUGCGGAUUAUGAAAACAUCAUCAAAGAUUUCCGGAACCAGAAAUACUCUGCGGCUUUCAAGGACUUGGUGGGUUCUUGCCUUGAUCGGGACCCGGAGAAGAGGCCGGCGGCAGAGGCGCUGCUGAAGCACCCGUUUUUCCAUGACUGCGGAGGCAAGGAUUAUCUGGUGGGGACUGUGCUUCCGCAUUUGGAGAGCGUCGAGGAGAGAUUCAAGAAAAGAAACAGGGGUUUGGGUGACUUGUUGGGCAAGGUAAACUAUGGAGAACUAAAGGGUGAGGAUAUGGGGUUUAGCGGAUGGAAUUUCAACGUGGACGACUUUGUUUUUAACCCGGCUUUUUUGGCUGGGCCGUCUUCUACUUCCAGCUCUAGGUUUUAUGGCAGCGGCAAAUUCCGGCUGUCAAGAUUUGUAAUGAGGUUGGCAAAGCAAUUACAGACUGUGAAGAUGACUAUUGGUCAGUUGAAUAAAGCAGUUGGGGUGAGGAUGCCGAAUAAUGUAGGGAAUUGGAUGCUGAUGAAUGCGCUGGACAAAGAGAAGGAAGAUCUUAUGCAGUUGCAGAUUAAUUUGAGGGAGUUUGUUUUGGACCCGAUUUAUCCGGCUGGGUGGUCUUCUCCUCCCAGCCCUCCAACUGAGUCUUCUGACGGCGGCAAAGCUGGGCUGGUGGUGUUGCUGGUGGAAUUACUGGUGGAAUUGCUGGGAAUUGCAAGAAAUUUGGAAAAGCAGAUGGAGAAGGUGAUGACAAUUAUUCGUCUGUUGGGAGGAGCAGGGGAGGUUGAGAAGCUGAAGAAGGAGUUGGCGUCCUGAGUUCACAACAUGUAA